Molecule: messenger RNA, 1915 nt
Organism: Oppia nitens
Lineage: Eukaryota; Metazoa; Arthropoda; Arachnida; Sarcoptiformes; Oppiidae
Gene: Not10
Product: CCR4-NOT transcription complex subunit 10-like
Exons: 1
Coding region: 143-1915 (590 amino acids)
Biological process (GO): mRNA catabolic process; negative regulation of translation
Cellular component (GO): CCR4-NOT complex
Molecular function (GO): protein binding
Source: RefSeq, a predicted model, not a curated record
AAAUAUCAAUCAAAUAUUUAUUAAAAGUGUUUUUUUCAUUAAUUAAUUUUAAUAUAAAUAAAUUAAUUAAUUAUUAUUUUUAUUGAAGACAUUUGUCACCAAAUAGUCAUUGUUUGUCAAAAAAAAAAUAUUGUGAGCAGUGAUGGACUCAAUAGUAUCGAUACCCAUAAGUGAUGAAACCGGUGGUCAGUCAUUGUUGGCGGCGGUCAAAGAUAUGGAGAAGGAUAAGGACCGGGAGGUCGCCAUUCAGGCUCAGGUCGAGUACGAAAACGGCAAUAACAGUCUGGUUCUGGAUCUGUUGGAAACGUUGGGCACCAAUAAAGCCAUUCAACACAACCGACUCAUUACUCAGUUCGCAAACGACCAAAAUGUUGACACACUUUUGGAUGGACUCAUCACCAGUGAAGAUAUGGAUGUUGACCAACACGUACUUAUUGACUAUAAUCGGGCAUUAGUUUUGGCCAAAUAUUUGCACCGAUACGAUGAGGCCAUCGAUUUGCUCGAACAGAGAAGAAAUCUCUUUACCAAUGAUUCGAUGUUCGGCUUCGUAGACGACAAGCUGGCCAUCAAAGUGUGUCAUCUGUUAGUCAUCCUAUAUCUCGAACGACGUAAAGACCCGAACAAAGCGUUACCACUGUUGCAGACAAUUACAGAUAAAAGUGACUCGAGUUCUGUACCAAAUAAUUUGCAACAAUUGAAAGCCAAAUGUUAUCUACAGUUAGGGUCCGUAAAGACCGCCAAACGCGAGCUUAAGUCAGUGGGAGGACAGACACUACUUCGGUCUUAUCUGGAGUUUCAAAGACAAAACUAUAAGAAAGCAAUGAAAGUGUUUCAGACGUGUACUGACUCUCAAAAUCCUCUGUAUGUCAACAAUGAAGCUCUCAUUAACUUUGGUUUAGGGAAACGAAAUACAGCCGUCUUUUUGAUGGCUAAAACAUUGAAGUCUAAGCCAAAUCCCGAAACGCUUUACAAUUUAGCAAUUUUUCAUUUAUUUACGGGAAAUCCUGACAGUGCUUUCGAUAUAUUAUACACUUUGGCACCACUUUAUCGCAAGAAUCCUCAACUCUGGCUUCGAUUAGCUGAAAGUCGUCUCCAAAAGUAUCGUAAUCUAAGAAAGUCUGUGAUUAUUGAUAAUAAAACAGACUUUGAUUUGUGUCGUCGUAAACACGAUGUCGUGAAUGAACAUAUCGGUGAAGGUAUUCAUCGCAAACUAAUAUUAAGCAGUAGUUCUCAAGCGGUUAACAGUGAUUCAGAAGCGCUUUGCUUUUGCCGUUCAUCGUUAACCAAUGCGUUGACAUUAAUUAAUUUUCCGAACGAACGAAACUUUUUGCCAUCGAAUCCACCGACAGAUUCUGAGUUAAAUCGUCUGAAGAUAUCCAUUCUGUUGUGCUUAUCGUAUGUCAAUCUAACACUUUAUGACUAUUCGUUGGCCGCACAGCACGCCAACGAUGCAUUGAAAUUGUCGCCAUUGGGCUAUCAGAAAGUGUUGGCACACUUGUAUGCCGGCGAAGCACUCAUCUAUUUGGACCAAAUAAGUGAAGCUAUCGGUCAUUUCAAUCCUGAAUUAUUUGUUAAUCAGUCUAAUACUUUGACAAAUAAUAAUAACUAUAAUAAUAAUAAUAACAAUAACAGUAAUAAUACAACAAAUAAUAACACCGAAGUCGACAAAAUAUACACUCCUCAGUGGUUUAGUGGGACAUCAGGAAAGGCGGUUCUUUUAUACAACCUGUCGAUUGCAUAUACUCUUCGUGGAGAGUAUGACAAAGCUAGUGAAACGUUACGACAAGUGGGACAGGUGUCGGACCAAAACAUUACGGGACAGGUAUUCAUGUUAGCCGUAUAUCUUCAGUUACAACAGGGAAACGUUGAUUGCGCCAAAACUUUAAUCAAAUCACAGCUUCCGCAAUACCGAUGA